This is a messenger RNA of Ilex paraguariensis (yerba mate), 1413 nucleotides long. NCBI's taxonomy places the organism in Eukaryota, Viridiplantae, Streptophyta, Magnoliopsida, Aquifoliales, Aquifoliaceae. The record is from the annotation of a GenBank genome assembly.
AUGGCGGAAGAAUCACCGGACAACACCACCCCACUCCUACGCCGUCCGUGGUGGCGCGAACGUGUCACCAACGUCUCAUUCACCUCUUCUCUCCGCCUGAAAACCAGUAUAUCCUCCGAACUCAGCGGCGCAGUAGGCGACUUGGGUACUUACAUCCCAAUAGUCCUCGCUCUCACCCUCGUCUCCAACCUUGACCUCAGCACCACCCUCAUCUUCACAGCCCUCUACAACAUAGCCACCGGCCUCCUCUUCGGUAUCCCCAUGCCCGUUCAGCCCAUGAAGUCCAUCGCCUCCGUUGCCAUCUCCGAAUCCCCCCCCCUCACAGUCUCCCAGAUCGCCGCCGCCGGCAUCUGCACUGCCGGUACCCUCCUCUUCCUCGGCGCCACCGGCCUCAUGUAUUUCCUCUACACCUUCAUCCCCCUCCCCGUCGUCCGCGGUGUUCAGCUCUCUCAAGGCCUGUCCUUCGCCUUCACCGCCAUCAAAUACAUUCGCUACAACCAAGACUUCACAACCAGCAAGUCCACCACUGCCCGGUCAUGGCUCGGCCUCGACGGUCUUAUCCUUGCCCUUGUCGCACUUUCAUUUCUUAUACUCACCACAGGCUCCGGCGAAAUAUCUGACAAUGAUCCUGAACUACCCAUUAGUCCAUUGAACCGUUCCCGAAAUCGUGUUCAACGUAGAUUACGGUUUUUAUCGGCCAUUCCAGCUGCUCUUAUUGUCUUCUUACUCGGUCUGGUCCUGUGUUUCAUUCGAGAUCCAUCGAUUUUUAGUGAUAUUCAACUGGGUCCAUCGAAGUUUCAGGUAUUGAAAAUCACCUGGGAAGAUUGGAAAACUGGUUUUAUUCGAGGUGCGAUACCUCAAAUUCCUUUAUCAGUAUUGAAUUCAGUAAUUGCAGUGUGUAAACUGUCUGCUGAUCUGUUUCCCGAGAAGGAAGCUUCGGCCACGGUUGUGUCAGUGAGUGUUGGAGCUAUGAAUUUAGUUGGGUGCUGGUUUGGGGCAAUGCCGGUCUGCCACGGUGCCGGAGGGUUGGCGGGGCAGUAUAGGUUCGGUGGCCGGAGUGGCGCAUCGGUGGUGUUUUUGGGGUUAGGAAAAUUGAUGCUUGGAUUGCUUUUUGGGAACUCUUUUGUAAGAAUUUUGAAUCAGUUUCCAAUUGGGAUUCUUGGGGUUCUUUUGUUGUUUGCUGGGAUUGAGUUGGCUAUGGCGUCAAGGGAUAUGAAUAGUAAAGAAGAGUCUUUUGUGAUGUUGGUAUGUGCUGCUGUGUCACUGACUGGAUCUAGCGCUGCCCUCGGGUUUGUCUGCGGGAUUGUGCUGUAUUUGCUUUUAAAAUUGAGACAGCUGGAUUGCUCUGGUUUUGGGUUCAACUUAUCCAAGUCUAAAUCAAGUGUUGAUGAACAAUCUAGUCUCAACCCUUAG